AUUCCCUUGCGAUUGAUGCGCAAGAUGGCGUCUUUGCAUUCGAGCGGAUUGUCGACUAGAAAAGUUUUUGCUUACAGUAGUUGAAUCUACAAAGACAUUGAACUUGCCAUGUCUGGGCAACAUGUAAUUGAGAGAUCAGCUACAGGGCCUGUGACCUGCAAUUCAGUAGGCUCUAAAAAUCAAGCUGAACUUCAUGUGCAGACACUGGUUACUGCAUCUACCAAUUCUAAGACUCGCAAUCAUGCAGAUAGUCAAAGCUCUGAUGGCUCUGAGCCAUGCUCUCCACAACCCAUGUCACCUGACCAGGUGCAUGACCUACCUCCUGAAUUGUUGCAAGCUGGAUGGAGAAAGUUUUGGAGCAGACGUGAAGGGAGGCCAUACUAUUUCAAUAAAAUUACAAAUGAAUCUCUUUGGGAGACACCAAUGCUUGGAAUAGCGCAUGACCCAAUCACAGAUCCUUUGGGCAUUAACACAGAGCCUUCCAAUGGCUCUGUUCCUAUCCCUGGAGCUUUAGACAAGAGAUUGAGUCGACCUAGUACAGAAAUUAAUCCCCUUGUUGCUAUCACAAAGCGCAGGGCAAGCUCUGAGCUGUGUGUUGGAAGUCCCUUAAAAAAAGCCCAGCUAAAUUAUAAACCUUUUUGGAAUUUUGAUAUACAUACGAAUGCUGUUAUAAAAGAGCGGGCACCUCUACAUUUGCCGCCCCCUCAUCCUGAGAUUGAGUCAUUUCGUAGUACACUUGUCACAAAGAUUAGAAAGAAUUUACAAGACAUGUGCUCUCAAAGAGAAAAUAUCGACGCUCCAUUGGAUUCUUUUAAUCGAUGGCUUUUAGAGCGAAAGGUCAUUGAUAAAGGAAAGGAUCCUCUUCUGCCUUCAGACUGCACUCCAGAGCUAUCUCGGGCACUUGUUGAUGAGAUAAUGAAUGAUAUACCACUCAAAUUAAUCAGGACAACACUUAUAGUGGAUGCUCGUAGACAGUUAUUCAAAUAUGCUGAAGCUGCCAAAAAAAUGAUAGCGUCAAGCAAUACUUCUUCAACUGAAGGUAGAAAAGUUGUGAAGUGGAAUGUUGAUGAAGUUUUUAAAUGGCUACGCAAGAAAAACAAUUGUGCUCUUGAAGACUAUUUGGAACGUUUGACUCACUUGAAAAGACAAUGCCAGCCUCACUUGUAUGAAGCUGCAGAAGAGUCAGUCAAAAGUAUUGUCAAUAAAAUUUACAAGAUGUCAUCAGAGAGUGUUCAGAAAAUACAGGCGAAAACUUGGGAGUUGUAUAAAGAACAAAAUAUAGCAGAAGGUCAACCAUUGCCACAGCCCACAAACCCACGCCUAACAUACUGCUAUUCAGUUCAACUGAGUAUUCCAUCUAUGCGACUUCCUGUGGUAGAAAGACAGAUUGAAAAUGAGAUUGCCAAUUUGAAAUAUAAAGGUGAAACACUUAAAAUGAAUCAAGAACACUUCUGGAAAAUGGAACAGUUAUAUGGAUUGAAUUGUCGAGAUGAUCCAAGAUUUGAUAACUUUCUAGCAAGAGUUUGGUGUUUACUGAAACGAUAUCAGGCUUACUUUGGAAUUAACCCCAAUGAAGGCAAGGGCAACCAAGGUGCACUAACUCCAGCUGUAAUGGAGUGCCUCCACCGGGUCUUUGGGGUCACUUUUGAGUGUUUUGCCUCCCCAUUCAACUGUUACUUUAAGCAAUACUGUUCAGCGUUUCCAGACACUGAUGGCUUCUUUGGAUCCAGAGGACCUUUUUUAGACUUUUAUCCUACAAGUGGAUCUUUUGAGGCCAAUCCACCAUUUUCAGAGGAACUGAUGGUAGCCAUGGUAGAUCAUAUUGAAAAUCUACUUGAGGAGACUAAUGAACCACUUUCAUUCAUUAUCUUUAUUCCUGACUGGAGAGACCCACCUUCAGAAGCCUUGCUUCGUUUAGAGAGUAGCAAAUUUAAAAGGAAACAGUUUGCAUGUCCUGCUAAAGAGCAUGAAUAUCGUCAUGGGUUUCAGCAUAUGCCAUUAGCAAAGGACAAAAUGAAUGUCAAAGCAGCUUUCAGCACUCUGGUUGUCUUUCUUCAGAAUGAUGCAGGCUAUAACAAAUGGACCCCAACAACAGAGAAAAUUAAGGAACUCGUACUAGCAUCUAAAAUUAAGGAUCCAUUGUCCAGCAGUUCUUUACCAUCAUAGAACAUUCUCAAGGUAGCAUAAGUAUGUUGAGCAACAUUGUCUAAGUCACCUUCAUACAACCUUGUCACUUUGCCUACCAACUCCCCAUCCUGCAGUGAUCUGUUUUUUUUUGUUUUUUUUUAAUACAAAUAACUUUUUCUAACAAUUUUUUUUACUGACUGGAACAUGCAAUGAACCCAUAGAGUAGCAUUGCUAACUACAUGGGAAAAGUAAGAUUAUUUUUUAUUUGUGACUUCAAUUUUUUUGUCUUUUUGUUUUUUUUUGUCUAAACAGUCUAAUAAUUGACAUGUUGUCCACGAGGUAAUGAUGUGAAGAUGCUGAAUGAUAUCCAGCUAAACGGACCAACAUUAACUUUAUUUUAUGUAGGGUUUUGACAGUAUCAAAGUUUUCUGAUUUGUUUAGACUUACAUUUAUAUUGUUAAGGAAACUUUUGUCUGCACUAUUUUUAAAACUUAAUUUCUUAGUAAGUAGGCAUUGAUGAUUAAUAAGAAAAAAAAAAUGUCUCACAUACCUAGUUCUUUGGUCUCAGCCAUUGUUUCAUUUUUAGAUUUAUUUCAGACAUAAUAAAGCUGGUACUCUCCUAUAUGUCCUGUCACAUCAUAAAAAUGUCAUAACUUAUUUUGUCUGAUUUCCAAGUUGUUUUAUUUAAGGCUUAUAUCAGAUUUAAUUUUAAGAGAUGAACUUUUUUGUUUCAAGUGAUAAAAUUAGUAGAAGACAUUUUAUUUUUAGUUCAGUUUUAUCAACCUUUUGAAAGAAGUGAUCAUGAUAAAUAAAGUAAGACUUGAAAUAAACUUGGGAUUUUUUUUUAUCCAUUUUGUAAAUGUUUUGAAGGGAAGGAUGUGGUACAAAUUCUUGUAUGGCUACUGGCAAUAUCAUUUAAAAAUAAACCACUUGUAUUGAAUGUUUUAAAAUCCUAACCAUAUUCUUAACUUUUUUCCUUGUAAAUAUUACAUUUCUUUUUCCCCAAGCAACUUGCGCUAUGAGAAUUAUUUGUCAUGUAUUCACUGUAAAUAUUACCUUCUUUGCCUGAUUGUACUCUUGAAUAUGGUUUGUAACAAAUAAUAAAUGUUUUUUUUUCUUUUUGAAUCUUGUUGAGCAGGUUGAAAGAAUAAACAUGAAUAUAAGAGUACUAAACAUUCAACCCAAAAUUAUGAUGAGAUUAAGUCUUAUUUUUUUAAUUGACUCACUAGGUUCUGAUACCUUUUGUUCUACUAGAGAUCUAAAUACAAAAGGAUAAAGGGUUUCAUUAUUAUUCAUUUGCUCAGAUUUUCUAGAUUUUUAAAAAUUUUCAAUCUAGCAACACAUAUAAUAUGUAAAGCUACAUCUUCACUUAUAAUGAUUAUCUUGACUCCUUAUGUUUUUAGUGCUUCAUAAAUUGUAUAAAAACAUAUUAAAGAGCAUAAAAACAAUAUUAUGUUAUUUGUAAAAUUAAUACAUUUCUGAAGAAAUAAUUGUUGAUAAUUAUCUUUAUGCAUUUUCCUCUUAAAAAAAAAAGUCAAUCAUCAAGAUAGCCAACAGAAAUGUACAGAAGUCAGCAAAGUGUUGAAAAGUUUGCUUGUUGUUUUCCUCAAUGUUUGUAGUUGCUUUAGUUAGGUCUAACACAGUCAGGUAAUAGCAAAAAAAUACAAAAUUUGUUUAAACUCAGGGAACAAAGGAAUAGUUUAAUAAAAUAAAUACAUACAUUCUUUCAAAAUAAAGGAUAAAUAUAAUUUGCUGCUAAAUGAUAGCAUAAAACCUUAACCAAUCUCAAAGACAGUUACUACAUUUCUGAAAUUUUAUUAUUGUAAACUUAUUCUCUUUAUGACAUCAUGACACUGUUCACUUUUUGUUUCAUUAUGAAACAAGCUUCCAAUCCAACAAAAGCCUUCUGUUUUUAUCUUAUAAUUUUGUAUUUAACCUAAAUUUAACUUUGUUUUAUGUAUUUAUAUUUUGUUUUAUUUAGUUUCGAAGAAUGGUACAGUUUAUAGAGAUAUAUUUUAUAAACUAAGCUAAUUAUUGUGAAAAAUAUAACUUCAGAAGUUAGAUUUAGAAUCAGUUGUCUAAAUGAUACCUUCAGUUUUAUCCUUCAUAAAUGGAAGUUUUAGUUUAUUUUUGUGUGUUUGUGUUUAGGGGUUUCAUUAGAGAUGGGCUCUAAAUUACUUAUAUAUAUACAUAUGUAUAUAGAAAAGUGCAAUACUAAAAUUUCACGUGUCUGUGUCCAUUUCAUUCACAUUGUAAUAUAUACAUUAUUUUGUCCUUAUUCUUUGUAAUAUGACAUGUUCUUGUUUUGUUUUAAAGCAAUUAUGAAAUAUUAUUUUACUUUCAUUUCAAAUUCUUCUGAAACAUGUGUAUGACCCAUUAUAUUAUUUUGAAAUGUUGUAUCACUGUGAACCUUUAUUAUUUUUCAUAGACAUCAAUGUAUAUGUGUGAGAUAAAAUCACAUUUGCAAGGAUCAUUCUGACAUGGUGAGCUACUUAUCAUGAAGCAUUGCAUGUCUCCACUCAGUAUCAUCAUUUCUUGCUAUGAUGAAUGUGCAGCUAAUGUGAUCUUUUGUUUUCUGUGCAAGAGAAGAAAAUAGUCAACAGAGUUUUGCUACUCAGGCAAAGUAAGCUGUUUAGUGAAAUUCAUCAUAGAUGAAGAAAGAAACUGGGACAGUAUUUGUUCCUUUUUUCUUGUCAGAUAUACCUGUAUUAUAAUUAGUUCAUUGGUAUUUUCUUUGUACAUUAUUGAAAUUAACAUGGUGUGAAUAGUAUAAAAUAUACAUCUGGAUAAAAUCUUUAUCUGACUACAAAUUAUGUUUAAACAGAUUUGGUCCCAACUUUCAAACUCUGGAAUGGAAGGCAAGCUAGGUUAAUUAGGUUGAAUGCUACAGAACUGAUUCUCCCUUGUAAAAAUGUUGUUAGUUGAUGCUUUUGUCCAUCCUUGAUGAAUUGCCCAGUGUUUUGAAUGUGAGGUUGUAGAGAUUCUGUAUUUAAACACAUUAUAUUAUUUCUAAAUAAAAAGGUAAUCAUAAGAUUCUAAUAUGAUCACAACAUUAGGCAUCUAAUAUGGGUAUCAAUGUUUUCAAAUAUAUUACAGUUCAAAUUACAAUUUCAUUAUCUGAUCUAUAUUCUGUUUGUUUUUGUUUCUCAGUUCAUACCCAAAUAUGCUGGGUUUCUUUAGGUUUUAAUUUUCUCACUGGCUUGUUUUCAUAAAAAAAGCUUUGAGUUUGGCUAACAAGAUCUUCUGUCUCUCUUUUUGUUUGUUUGAUGCUGUCACCAACAGAAAGCUGUUUCCAUGUCACUUGCAAGCUCAUUUUUAUUUCUCUAUCCUUAAGAACAUUUUUAACAUGAAUUAUAUUAAGCUGAAACAUAAUUUCUGCUAGGAUGUGGUAUAACUUAACUUUUAGUGUUUUGGACAAAAGAGUUUGUUCAGUGUAAUAAUUUUAUUUUGUUUGUCUAAAAAAAAACUACUAGAUGUAUUUCCAUGAGAGUGUUUUGUUGAACUGAUGUGAUUGACUUUUUUUUUUUUUUGGCUGACAUGAAUUAACUUUGUUAUUUUAUUUUGGCUGACAUGAAUUUGUUAUUUUAUUUUGGCCAUUAAUGUUUGUUUGAAACUACUUGUUGAAAGGCAGCAAUAAUUUAUUUAGUUGGGUGAUAAUACAAUAGUAGGAAAAUUGUUUUGUUUUGUUUUAUGCUAUGUGCUGACUCAGUAUGAAUCUGUGUUACAAAAUGUAUAUAUAUUUUGAAUAGUACAUUUAUGCCUACCCUUUCUUAUGUGUGUGUGUGUGUUUUCAUAUUCUUCAUUUUUGAAAUGUGAUCAUUUAGUUUAAUUUUCAAGAUUUGUUGUUGUUUUCUUUUUUAAUUCAUACUUUAUUUUUAAUAGUCCUAUUUUGUUUAAUGUUUCAUCACCCUUGUAAUAAGAAAUAACUGUUGAUAUAGUCUUGACUUGCGAAUCCCUUCCCUCCAAACUUUCCAGGUGUUAAUACGCAACAGAUUUGACCCUGGUUUGAAGUAACAUCUUUUAAGAGAAUACUCAUUUUUAUUUUCCUUUAAGUGUCAUUGUCCUCCAGGACUAAAGUUUGUUUCUUUUUCAUUCCUCCAUCAGAUCUACUUGGCAUGCACUCUUGUUAUAUAGCAAGACUUAACUGGCGUGGUUAAAGAGUGCUACGAGCUAAGGAAAAAAAAAAAGUGUUGGUUGCCUUAGUUUGGAGCCUGACUUAAAUCAGAUGAAAUGGUCUAUUUUAUCUUCCUCAUGCCUUUAUAAAGAAGCUAACCUUCCCCAUCUAUUGACCAACACAUUACCACCAAGUGUGAAGUUAUUUUUUGAGUUGGGGAAUACUAAAAUAUAAUUGUACACUGUUUCCUGGUUGUACAAGACAUAACUCACAUACAAAGUAAUCAAAAUUUGUUAUAUUUGAAAAGAUAUAUAUAUAUAUAUAUUUUUUACCAGUACUUCAAUCUAUUUUUAAUUAUUUAUAAAAACAAUUUUUUUUGUGUUCACUGUAGAUGUUAGGUCAUUUUUAUCUGCCUUGUUUUAUUAAUUUAUAUGUCAAGCCUUUCAUAUCUGGCAGUGUCUCAAAUUGAUGCCAGAACCCUGAGUUUCUGGGUACUAAAUAUCUUACUAUAAAACUAUUUCUUUUAUCAACUGUAAAUAGUUCUUUUUUAUUAAUGCACUUCUUAUCUUAUUAAAAAGCCAUGGUAUUGAGUUCACUAAAAAGAAAAAAAAUAUUUGUAACUUUUAAAAUGUUUUUUAUGUGUUUAAUAUGUUGUUAUUUAGAUAACUUGAAACAUUUUUUUUUUGUUUUCAUUAUUAUCCGUUUCUAAUUUUUAAGAUUAUCCAUUUUUUCAUUUCUGCACCAGUAAUGUUCAAGCCUAGAAAGGAAUGUCAAAUCAGGGCAGCCUGUUCAGGUGCAUGUGUAUAAGAUAAAAUGUAUGUACAUAAUAUUUGAAUAUUUUGUAUCUGUUUUUGUUCCUUAAGUGUAAGUACUGUAGUUGUGAAGUGCUUCAGAAAAAUGAAGACAUAUGCAGUUCAAUUGUUUCUCAAAACCCAGUUAUGUCUAGGAAACUCUUUGGUUUGAUGAUUUUCUAUUCUUUUGUUGAUACCAUUUUUAUUUCCACUCUUCCUUACUCUUUACAAACCUGCAUACCUCUUGUAGUGAUCAGUUUCUCUCCACUUGUUUCUUGUGUUACUUCUAUGCUCCCCAACCCAUUGUACCUUUUUUAAAAGUAUAGUAAAGAAACAAUAAAUAGAGAAGAAUAAUUUCAUUGCUGUAUAUAUCUUCUUUCUCUCUUCUUGAGCACCACUACUGACAUAGGUGUCAGAAAGUUGGUCAGUGACAAUAGCUGUUGAUCAGUUUUUUAGUUGCUGUUUUAUUUUUAUUUUUUCAGUAUUUCAUAUAAAGAGAACAUGUAUGAAUUGUUUAUGCCAGUGAGGCAGUGACAAACUAAUUGGAUACCAUUUAUUUUUCCUUAUUUUUCUCUUUUUUUCAAUAGCUUCAUACUUUCACAUGAAAUGAGAAGAAAUUCUCUCUGUUGUUUGUUAAUACAAAAGAUAAAGAUCAGCUUUAAAAAAACACUGACUAGAUUUGACUGAUGAAAGAAAUGCUGAGCUGUCUUGGCCAUUUAUUGAAUGUAGUGGGUUUUUUUUUAUUUUUGUUUCAUCCUUCCUUCAUUUUUGUGUUUCUACUUCAUUGGAGUUGAUUGAAUCAAUGUUUUUAAAGUUUCAUGCUUACAGUUGAUAUGCAAGUACAAAAAAAUAUAUAUAUAUACAUCACUACAUAUUAUGUAUUCUUUUGACUAGUUCUACUUGUGGACUUGUCAUUGUCACAUUCAUGUAUUAUCAUUUAAUAUGUUUUAACACUAGCACCAUUAACUCUCUCUCUCUCUCUCUCUCUCUCUCCCUCCCUCCCCCCCCCCCCCCCCCCGAAAGUAAGAUAAAGUUACCAUUUUCUAUUUUUUAGGGUACAGGUUUAUCAAAUAAACAAGAAAUAUAAGUUCAUUUUUUUUUUAUAGUUCAAGUCUUGUGGAGAUCUUGAUAUUUAGAGAAAAUUGUCUAAUGUAUAAAUACUUUUAAAAUUGUGUAAACUAUUUAUUUUAAUAAAACAAAUCAAGUGUAUAUUAAAGUUUUGUGUAAAAGCACUUGAAGUGAUGUGCAUAAAAACUUGAAGGUACCUAGAGAAAUUCAGUUGGCAGCCUGUCUGAACUGAAUUGACUUAACCUUGAUUUUGUGUGUCCAUUAUCUCUAGCCACAGUCAUAGCUACAGUAGGACUAAUCAAGUGUUUAUUUUUCAUUCCUUCCAAUGUAUAACUGAAGUUGCCAACUAAGACGUUUCAGGAGCUCCUUGAACAAAUGACUUUAUGUUAUGCACUUCAGACAUCACAUUGGAAACUUAGUGCAGUAAGGAUCAAUUAUGAAGGAUUGUCAGAAGCUUGUGUCUACAUGAAGCAAAAAACUGGUUGCUAGAGAUGCUAAAACCUUCAAAAGUGGCUUGAAA
This is a messenger RNA of Biomphalaria glabrata, 8620 nucleotides long. RefSeq names its product mRNA (2'-O-methyladenosine-N(6)-)-methyltransferase-like. The coding region runs from base 109 to 2166 and encodes 685 amino acids. Gene Ontology annotation, cellular component: nucleus. NCBI's taxonomy places the organism in Eukaryota, Metazoa, Mollusca, Gastropoda, Planorbidae. The transcript is spliced from 13 exons. The record is from RefSeq and is a predicted model, not a curated record. Gene Ontology annotation, molecular function: mRNA (2'-O-methyladenosine-N6-)-methyltransferase activity; RNA polymerase II C-terminal domain binding.